Molecule: messenger RNA, 781 nt
Organism: Neurospora tetraspora
Lineage: Eukaryota; Fungi; Ascomycota; Sordariomycetes; Sordariales; Sordariaceae
Product: mitochondrial PGP phosphatase
Exons: 3
Coding region: 84-740 (218 amino acids)
Biological process (GO): cardiolipin biosynthetic process
Cellular component (GO): mitochondrion
Molecular function (GO): phosphatidylglycerophosphatase activity
Source: RefSeq, a predicted model, not a curated record
GGUGGGCAUUACCUGGCUUCCUUGCAUCAACAACCUCUUAUCACUUCAACCAAACAAACUCUAAGAGGACUAACACAGCCAACAUGUCAAAACUCAAUCUCAACUUGUCUGCCUCAUUAAACAUUUUCAAGCUUAUUGCUAAGCCUUCAUUAUGUCUGCCCCACGCGACAGUCCCAACGUUUAAUGACCUGCCCAUCCCUCUUAACAAGGCUUUCUCCGGCAAUGGCGAUAAGAAGGUCGACAUAAAAGCUGUCGUGCUCGACAAGGAUGACUGCUUUGCCUAUCCUGAUCAUAAUGAAGUGUAUGAAGAUUACAAGGAACGCAUGGAGGCUCUACGGGCAGCAUACCCGGGACGCCGUCUUCUAAUCGUCUCCAACACUGCCGGAGCCCAAAGCUGGGACAAGGACGGCAAGAUGGCAUCCGCUGUUGAAAAGGCUACCGGCAUCACCGUCCUCCCCCAUGGUGUGAAGAAGCCAGGCUGCGGAGACGAGAUCAUGUCCUACUUCCGUGCUCACCCGGAAACCGGCGUCACAAGUCCUCACCAGAUCGCUGUUGUGGGAGACCGUCUGGCCACCGACAUGAUGCUUGCCAAUAUGAUGGGAAGCUAUGGCAUUUGGGUGAAGGAUGGAGUUGUCCCCCACCAGCAGAAGAGCAUCUGGUCGAGAGUUGAGAGAAGUGUUGCGCCCUUCCUCGUAUCCCGUGGUUAUGCUGCUCCUGAGCCAGUGAGCCCCUUUGAGUAACUGCAUUUGUGCUUCUCCCGGAAAGGAAGAUACCGUGUAGC